This is a messenger RNA of Micromonas pusilla CCMP1545, 2442 nucleotides long. RefSeq lists its product as uncharacterized. The transcript has 3 exons. Gene Ontology annotation, biological process: response to fructose; negative regulation of glucokinase activity; glucose homeostasis. Gene Ontology annotation, molecular function: enzyme binding; carbohydrate binding; enzyme inhibitor activity. The record is from RefSeq and is a predicted model, not a curated record. Bases 1 to 2442 code for a protein of 813 amino acids. NCBI's taxonomy places the organism in Eukaryota, Viridiplantae, Chlorophyta, Mamiellophyceae, Mamiellales, Mamiellaceae. Gene Ontology annotation, cellular component: nucleoplasm; cytosol.
AUGGAGGAGGGUCUCGCGUCGUCGUCGUCGUCGGAGGAUGACGCGGACGAGCCGCCGCCGCGCGCGGAGGAGAAUCUCCCGCCGCUGUUCCACGAGGCCGCGGGCCCGCCGCCGGAGGAAGAGACCCCGAUCACAGAGCGCCCGAACCCGGCGACGGACUUCAUCGACGCGCAGGCGACGACCGCGGACCUCGCGAGGCUCCUGACGCAGUGCGACCGCGAGAUGUACGGCAUGCCGACGGGAGACGUCCUCGGGCACGCGGGCUUGGGCAGCGCGCACUUCGCGCGGAUGUUCGGCCAGCUCACGGACCAGAUCGUCGAGUACGUCCGUCUGAAUCAACAGGGCGCCACGAUCGAGGCGACGACGCCGGGGAAGUGGCGACCGCGCGCGGUCGUCUUCAUCGUCGGCUGCGGCACGAGCGGGCGCCUCGCGUUCCAAGCGUCGCGCGCGGGGAACGCGGCGCUGAAGGCGCGCGGGCACGCGCCGAUGUUCAGGCACGUCGUCGCGGGCGGCGACGCCGCGUUGUUUCAGUGCGUCGAAUCCGCGGAGGACGACGGCGCGCGCGCGAGAGACGAUUACGACGCCGCUUUGGCCGCGGCGGGCGGCGACGCGAUCACCGACGCGUUCAUGAUUGGCAUCUCCGCGGGGCUCAGCGCGCGGUACGUCGCGGAGAUGCUGAACCGGGCAUUUGACGACCCGAAGCACCGGUUCGCGGUUGCGUUUCUGGGGUUCAACCCGAGCAAUCAGGCGCGUGAACGUGCAAUGUUUCACCCGCCAUCGCCCCGGUUUCAACGUCGCGCGACGCUGCUCCCCGGCGUCGCCCCCGUCGACCCGACGGACUGGAUGAUGGGGAAGGACCGCCCCGAGGACGUGUACGGCCCCAAACCGAUCCGCCCGGCGUCGUUCCGCGAGGUGGUGUGGCGGUUCGAGCUCGACAUCGGCGGGCAGUACUGCGGCGUCGGCGACGACGACGACGAGAGCACGCAGACGAUGCGGUACCGACGACGGCUCGCGUUGAACCCGGUGCUCGGUCCGGAGGCGGUGACGGGAAGCAGUCGACUGAAGGGCGGCAGCGCGACGAAGGUGAUCCUCGACGCGUCGAUCCACGCGGCGAUCGCGCUCGCGUGCGACGUGAAGACGACGGAGGAGAUUGGGUUUCCGAUCCGGGCGACGCGCGGCGCGACGGCGUUGACGAGGGACUGCGUUUGCGUCGCGUCGAGGGCGACGCGCGCGGUGUCGCAGGCAGCGCAGGACGACGACUCGCCGCUGUCUCAGGCGCGUCGCCUCAUCGACGCCGCCGCGGACGCGCUGCGCGCGAAAGCGGGGGUGCACUACCUCGCCAGCGACAGCGUUGGCGUCGGGUUGACGUGCGCGAUCGACGCGUCGGAGCAAGAGCCCACCUUUGGCGCGAAAAAGACGGACGUGCGCGCGUACGUGAGAGGCGGGUGGCAGGUGGUCACCGGGUCGAUGCGAGUCCCGGCCGGGGUGGACGCGGACUUGGACGUGUCGGAGUCGCCGGGGUUUCGAGCCGCCGCGGGGUCGUUCGGCGCGGACGAUUUGAUCGUGGUGUUCGUCACGGGCGGCGAAGACUCGGCGUCGAAACGUUCGUCGGAUUCGGACGCGCGCGACGGCGACGGCGACGGCGACGGCGGGUCGUCUUCGACGUCUUCUUCUUCGAUCGUCGACGUCGUCGCGGACGUCGUCGCGGAGAAAGGCUGCCGCGUCGCCGUCGUCGCCGUCGGCGUGAAAGGCCACGACGACGCGAUCGCGCGCGCGGAGACGAUCCGCGCGACGUUCGCCGCCGCCGCGGAGACGGCGCACCGGACGCGCCGCGCCGCCGAGCGCGCGACGCUCGCAACGUGCGCGAUCGAGAUCGACCCCGCGCUCGGGCCCGAGCUCGGGUGCUACGAGGAACAGUCGCAGAUCCUAUCGUUCGCGCCUCGAGCGGUCGAGCUCGCGGUCAAGCACGUCGCGAACGCGGUCUCGACCGGCGCGCACGUGUUGAUUGGCAAGACGUUUGGCAACCGGAUGAUCGACCUCCGCGUGAGCAACGCGAAGCUGUUUCGCCGCGCCGCGCGGUUGAUCGAGGAUUUGACCGGGGUCAGCGACGUGGACGCGCGCGUCGCGCUGUCGCGCGCGAUCCACGGCGAUCCCGCGCCGGCGGUGGACGACGCCGCGCUGGACGCGCACGUGCGCGUCGCGACGGGGAUGCGUCGCGUCGUCCCGGCGGCGACGUUGUUGGCGACGGGAGCGCCGUGGAAGGACGUCGUCGACGCGCGCGUCGCGGUGGCCUCGGGGGAGAGCGUGCGGGUGAUCUUGACGCGAGCCGGGUUCGGCGGGAAGGGCGGUGGCGGGGAGGGCGGCGCGAGUGCGAGCAAGAGGGCGAAGACGACGGACGCGGCGGCGACGUCCAAGGGCGCGGCGUACCAGUUUGCGUUUUAG